Messenger RNA from Stylophora pistillata, 2578 nucleotides. RefSeq lists its product as uncharacterized. The record is from RefSeq and is a predicted model, not a curated record. Lineage: Eukaryota; Metazoa; Cnidaria; Anthozoa; Scleractinia; Pocilloporidae.
GAAUUCACUGAAGAUGCAAGAAUAUGAACUUACCAUCACAGUGCUGUGAAAACUCUCUGACGAUCUCGAAGCUGAAAAGGCACAGUACAGUAUACGUUCGCAAACUUAGGCAGGAGCUUGAUGGCCCAGGCACUUUAUGACAGCUCCCCAACACACCCAUUGCAUCAAUACAACCACCAUGAGAGUAAUCCAGAGCUUUUGUCCCACAUCCCUGAUGCAAUGAAGUCAGUUUCAACUAACAGGGGGCAAGUGGACUACACCAUGAGUCACAACAAGGGUUCUCCAAAGAAGAGGUUGUCACGGUUGGAAUUGCUCCGAAGUGAUUAUAGCAAGAAACUUCAAAUUGAAAGAGAAGAGAAGAUACGUAAACUUCAAAUUAUUCAACAGGAGAAUAGUCACAACCAGGGUAGCAGUAAUGGAGGAAUGGUGCGGGAAUUUUUUGCAGAGAGAAGAGCACUGGAGGCUACAAGAAAAGGACAGAAAAAUCCUGAAAUUCUUCCUCCUAUUGAGUCACACUUCAAGAUGGUGAGAGAUCAAAAACAGGAGCCAUUUCUGGAACACAUUGCUAGAAAUAGAAAAAAUUCAAAAACAAAUCUGUCACAUAGUAAACCAUUUAGUUUGAAACUGGAAUCAUUUCCAUCACAGAAACCAGGGCCAACAAAACAUCCAUCAAGGAUGCAAACAAAAAAUGUUGGUGUCACUGUGCGCAAGAGAACAAAAGGUGUUGAUAAACAAGACCCUCUUCCUCCAGUGAACAAGGGUGGGUCUCAAGUAACAAGGAGAAAACCACCUACUCCAAAUAAAAGAUAUGAAACACAUUCGGUAUUGAAACAGGAUGAUGUAGAGGAUUUUGGGCCUUCUGGCCUAUCUGAUAAGCCAAUACCUCCUAUUGAAAGACGACCAAAACGUUCCAAGUUUCCCAUACCUCCCCCAAGUGCAGUAGACUCAGUAAGUGAUUUUGAUGAUGCACAGAGCACCCUUACAGAUUAUAGCAACAUAGCUCCAAAUCUGAGCAAACUUAAAGCAAAGGCACUGAAACAAAGACAACUAAGUAAGCAAAGGUUAAUUGAUACAAGUAAAACUCAGGAAAAUGCCAAAUUGACAGACUUUCAAAAAUGGCAGAUGGAACAGGAUCAAGAGCGAACAAAAAGGCUCGAAAAACUGCACAGGCAGAAAUCAGAGUUGUCUCUUUCCCAGAGAGAAAAUGAACUACUUCAACAAAUACAAGAGGAACAACUUAGGCUUGAAAAAUUAAAGCUGCAGAGGGAAAAACUAGUAGAACAGGAGAUGCGACAAAAAGAAGAGGAUGAAAAAUGGUUCACUGAAAAGCAGAGCUUAGAGAAACAGGCAAUCAUUUCUCAGCAAACUUUGGCCAAAGAUUCAAAUCCAGUGAAGAAGGUAGCUUCAAGAAAGGUUUCCAAAUCAUAUAAAGAAGCACAAAAAGAGAAAACUCAUCCUCAAGAACUCCAGGAAGUAGAACCUGACACAGAUGAAAACAUUCAUGACAAUGCUUACCAAGAUUUUUAUGAGCAACAAACACGAGGUUUUGGUGAGAUUUCAGUGGAUGUUUCUCCUUGUUCAAUUUGUGGGCGCAAGUUUGCUGUAGACAGGUUGGCCAAGCAUAUAAAAAUUUGUGCAAAAAGUUCAAACUCCAAACGCAAGGUUUUUGACACAAGAAAGCAUCGCAGUGAGGGCACUGAAUAUGAAAAGUAUGUACAGAGUGGAAAACAUCUCGAGGAGCCCAAGACAAAGCCAAAGGCAGACUGGAGGGCUCAACAUGAAAAUUUCAUCAAAACAAUCCGCUAUGCUAAGGGAGUAAGCAACACUCCUCCUCCACCAGCACAAAACCCAGACUAUGUACAGUGCCCACACUGUGAGAGAAAGUUUAAUUCUGCUGCAGCAGAGAGACACAUACCAAAGUGCAAGGACAUUAAAGCCAAACCUGCUACUUUGAAGAAGAAGAAACGAUAAAGUUAAUUAAAAAAGAUUUUACAAGCUCAAAUUUUAAAGAAUGUCAAGUGUGUUUUUCUGGGGUUAACCUGGAACUUCGUUCUGAAAUGCUUUUGAAUGACGUGCUUCUAUACUCUCAAGAGCAAGAUUUAUUGAAACCAUGUUUGUAAUAUUAGUAUUUUAUCAGGUAACAAUUACAAAAUUAUGCAACGAAGUUGGUUUCAUGAUGUCAAGGUUAAGAAUAUCCAAAGUGAAACCAUCCAAGCCAUGUCACCUUCAGUUUAAAGUAAUCACAAAACUUUGAGAUAUACGGCUUCUCAAGAAAGUACUUCACAUUAAAUGGGUUUCCAUCAUAAGAGCUUUUGGCAAGGAAGAGAAAUAAGGGAAAACAUUCAGUAAAUUAUUUCAUACUGGAGGUAAAAUCAACCCCAUACAUUGAGUUUUCCAACACCAUUUCUACAACUUCAAAGGAGGUCAUCAGAGUCAAGUAAAAAGAGUUAUCAAAAACAAAUUUUUAUUGAAGUUUGAGGCAAACAAAACACACUUGCCUUGAACCAUGUGUAGUAUGAAGUCCUACAACACUUGUCUCUCUGAAUAAAUAUUCUACUAAGUUUCAAACUCUCUCAGA